Temnothorax curvispinosus is the source of this 3244-nucleotide messenger RNA. RefSeq names its product lisH domain-containing protein ARMC9-like. Bases 526 to 3171 code for a protein of 881 amino acids. NCBI's taxonomy places the organism in Eukaryota, Metazoa, Arthropoda, Insecta, Hymenoptera, Formicidae. Gene Ontology annotation, cellular component: ciliary tip; centriole; ciliary basal body. The transcript has 16 exons. Gene Ontology annotation, molecular function: protein binding. The record is from RefSeq and is a predicted model, not a curated record. Gene Ontology annotation, biological process: cilium assembly.
CAAAUUACUAACUCCGUUUACGCGGACGUCGAAACGUCGCGAUAAAAAAAUCGCUCGUGACAAACGUAUCCCGUCUAACAAGCGCGAAUUUUUAAUUGUAAAAAAUUGGAGCCCCGUUGCGACAAUCGUGGAAUAUACACGUUGCCCUGCUGCUGAAAUGCCGUAUGCUGAUCAAUAUAUAGUGUAUUUGCAUAAAAUCGAUUAAUGAAGCCUAAACUGACACAUUCUCUGCGACAUGAGUUUGUCAGAGAAGAAUACCUGUCGAGUUACGUGUGUCGGAAUAAAGUGAAUAAUAACCGAAUGUCAGUGGAGUAAGCAAAACAAAGAUAUUAAUAAUUAAAUGAUGAUUUACGUAUCACCGUUUUGAUACAUAGUUUGGAUACCAGGAUACAUAGACAGGAGUUUGAUAAAUAGAUUGUUUAAGUGUUGGUUUGCGAAAUAUACAAAAUUUAUUUAUAAAUUUUACAGUCCUUUUCUUAAUGACGAUACUUCUAGGCAGAGCAAGAUACAUACUGAGUUGUAUCCAUGAAGAAUCAAAUGGCUGAUAAAAACAUCAAAAUAAUACAUCAGUUUCUUUUGGAUCAUGAUUUUGAAAGCACUGCUGAAGCUUUAGUUCAAGAAGCUUCAAAAAUGGGCUUUCAAAAUUUGGGACAUAAAUUAGGAGAAGUAACAGAUCCCUAUGUUCAACUAAUGUUGUGCCACGAUACUGGAGAUUAUUCAACAUUUUUCCAAUUGUGGAAUGACGUGUUCUCUGAUAAUAUUAAGCAAUGCGAAGAAUACAAAAAGCUAACAUUUUAUUUACACGUAUAUUUUGCUGUACUACCUAAACGUAAAUCACACGCCGAUCGAUAUAAAGAAUAUGAAAUAAGUACACUGAGAUUGUCUUCAACAGAAAAAGAUCUUAUUUCGGAAAAGUGCAAGGAGAACAAUGCCACUGAAAUCGAAAAAAAUAGUAUGAAACAAUUGCAAGAUUAUUUGAAUGGGGAUGGCAAGGAAUUAGAACAUGAUACAGAAUUACAAACGUUUUAUGCACUACCGUUUAUUGAAGAUCUUUAUGCAGAUACUUUUUUCUCCAAAGUGUUAGAACAAGAUUGGUUAGACGAGUUAUCAAAAAAUCUAGAUUCGUUUAUCACACGUCACAGACGAGAAUUAAUCGAUUUAGACAAUAUAAACUCUAAUAAAGCACAAUCGCAGAAUCUAGUACAGGUUCAUACAACCAUGCCAGCAACAAAAACAAUAACCGUGGAGUCGGAUGUUACGCAAAAUAAGAUUAGAAAGAAUAAUGUGCCAAUUGUGCCAAACGACAGGGAUAUACCUAUAUUUCUAGAAGAUCAUGACGAUGAGGAGCAGUAUAGUUUUUUCAACAAAACAAAUUUAAAAUCGAAAAGCACACAAACGCAUAUUACUGGAAAUCAAAUUGCUGUCAAUAAUUCACGAGAAGAUGUAUUGUAUCCGGGAGAAAGCGUUAACAGUGUGUCGAAGAUCAUGCACAAGUCAGAUAAAAGAUUGAUUCAAUAUAAUCGUGAAUUAGCGUUAACCAAGUCUCAUUUAUACAGUAUUCAUACAAAUUAUGAGAAAUUAAAAGUGAGAUUUCACAAAUUACACGCGGACUAUCAUAAACUGAUAGACGUUGCCGGGGAAUUAACGGUGGCGUUGGAGAAUUCAGUGAAAGGGCAAGAAGUUGAUGUGCAACGAACACUCGAGAUCUGCAUGAAAAUAUUUCCAGAUUUGUUUGAUCAAAACAUAAGAGAGACUUAUUCGUAUCCGUCCUUGUUACAACUCGACCGUAUUGACAUAAAAACAAUUGCGCUGCCUAAACUUGAUGUCUCAGUAGCGCCGGUACCUCCCAAAUUAUUGGAUUAUAAAAAGAUCAAGUUACAUCUAAUUAACGGGGACGUGAAGACAAAGUUAUUGCUGUUACAAGCAUUGCGUUGGAAAAUAACGCUCGUGCAGUCGGCAGAACAGGACGAAGUCCUACACGAAUACAUAACUCGCGAUUUGUUGGGGCUUCACGGACAAAUUGCCAGCGACAAUGGCAAAUCGAUCCUACCGUGUCUGCUGACCGCGGGAGAAGCGUAUGCCAGACAUCUUUUGCAACAAUUCACCGCACGAUUGCUGAACACCCUGGCAUCCUUCAGAUGCGGAAGAGAUUAUCUGUCGGUCAGAUCUACUGUCGUAAAUGUGACCUUUACUUGUCUCGACAAUAAUUACGCUGACGGAGUGGAUCCUUUCGCGUGUGACAUGAUGGUGGCGAUGUUACAAAAACUGUCUUUACGUAGACAGCAACGGAUAAACAUGAUAGAGAGCGGACUGCUGGAAUGGUUGAUCAAUCACCUACACGAUAAAUGUCGCAUCAUAAGUUUAUACAGGCUCGAAUACGCUACCGCACUUUUAAUGAACCUGUCGUUACAUCGAUUAGCACAAGCCAGAGCGUCUAAAAUAUCUUCGUUACUCGUGUCUACUUUGCUCGUCCUUCUCUCGAUAGAUCAUACAUCCUCACUACCGUACAUCAAUGGAGCACUAAACAAUUUUUUAACCAAUCCUAUAAUUAAUGAGGAAGCGAAAAGAAUUAAGCAUUCGAAUAUAUCGGAAUAUCUUGGUAGUAAACAGAAAACUGCGGAAAUAAGAAAACACCUAGAUUAUGUAUUGAGGGUACAGAGAUAUGAAAAUGUUAACACACCGCAGAAUGACGAAACCGGGGAUGAUGAUAACGAAGACUUGGAUGUGUUGGAAAGUGAAUUAGAUGAAAACGAUCCACUGCAAAAUUAUAUCGGCGAAUUGAACGGAGAAACGUUGCUUGCAAUGUGUUACAGUGUUUCUACGAAAAUUCCUCAAGAGACUGUAAACACGGAUACGACUCUACAGCAAAUAUCUACGCUCAAUCCUAUCGACUUUUACGACAAUCAACGCAAUAAUCAUGUCUGUAAUAAACAUCCAUAUCCUGCGUUAAGGAAUAGCAGUGAAACCGCAGUGACAUCUUCUACGAUUCUUGUAUCCGGUCACGAGAAUAGCCAAGCAGAAAUGGAGAAGUUCAGUAGCAUAGCAUCGCUGAAUAGUAAUAACUGUAACAGCAAUAUAAUUAAUGAUACUUCAUGGAAAAAUGAUCCUGAACUUGCUAAAGAAGAAGAGGCAUUUUUAGCUAAGCCUAAAUUAUCAAGGACACCUCCGUGAAUAUUACGUCAAAAAAAUGUUGAACAUUAAAAUAUCAUAUAAUUUUAUUAUAUCAAAUUUAUAGAAUUAGAUG